AUGAAGUCCUUCUCCCCCGUCGCUCUGGCCCUCAUGGCCGCCUUUGGCCUGGUCGCUGCCGACCCUUCUGCCACUGAGUGCGCUACCAUGUGUGUCUCCAACAUGAACAACAAGGCCUCCGAGCUCGGCUGCAAGGCGGGCGAUAUGGCCUGCCUUUGCAAGACCGACGACUACAAGUUCGGUAUCCGCGACUGCACCAAGGAGGCUUGCCCCAGCGAUAAUGCCGAGCAGGUUCUCGCUAUGGCCAUCGCCAAGUGCCCUGGCGGUACCGCCGGCUCUGACUCUACCAGCUCUGCCUCUACCUCUGUCUCCGGCUCCGGCUCCAGCUCCACUGCCUCGGGCGCUGGUAGUGAGUCCACCGGCUCCGUGACUGGCUCUUCCGGCUCCGGCUCCGUCACUGCCACUCUCACCAGCACUUCCGCCCUGACCAACUCUGAGGGUUCCACCACCGGCUCUACCAUGAUUACCUCCACCACCACCGGCUCCGCCACCGCCACUGUCACCAGCACUUCCGCCCUGACCAACUCUGAAGGUUCCACCACCGGUUCUACCAUGAUUACCUCCACUACCACCGGCGCCGGCUCCUCCUCCACUGGCUCCGGCAGUGACUCCAACUCCAGCUCCGACUCCGGCUCCAACAGCGAGACCUCCAGCUCUGCUUCCGGCUCCGCUGCCCCCAGCACCAGCGCCGGUGCUGCUCACCCCAUGGCCACCGUCGGCAGCGGCGCUCUGGGUGCCCUUGGCCUUGUUGCUCUCCUUGCCCUGUAA
Molecule: messenger RNA, 768 nt
Organism: Penicillium soppii
Lineage: Eukaryota; Fungi; Ascomycota; Eurotiomycetes; Eurotiales; Aspergillaceae
Product: CFEM domain-containing protein
Exons: 3
Coding region: 1-768 (255 amino acids)
Source: RefSeq, a predicted model, not a curated record